CGUCUGACAUAUAUUUAUAUAUAUAUUUGGUCUUUUUAUCUUUCAUAUAUUUUCCGUAAAUACUAUUCUUCAUUAGAUUACAGGGAUUUGACAUUAUAGUAUCAACAUGGGAAAUACUUCAUCAAAGAAAAAUGGAAAAAAUAGACGAAACAAGAGUCAAAGUUUACCUCCUCCACCUCGAUUGGAUUUACCCGACAAUGAAUAUAGUACGAAUACAACACAAUCAGUAAGUUCGAUCUUGCUUACUUCUCAACAUAGACAACAACAAAAAGGGACUAUUGGUAGUACUAGUAGUGGAAAUAACAACAAUAUGACAACUUUAGCUCAAUUGAAUCCAGACUAUCCAGUGAAAAACAAGGAAGAACAUGAUGAAACACAAGAUACAGUACAACGACAAGAUCCUUUCCAAGGCAAAGUGGAACAUCCUCAACAACAUAAACUUUUAGCUCAAUCCGAUUUUUGGCCUCCUCAUCAAGAUGUUCAACAAAAUAUAGAAGAUAAUAACAAUACUUUAACCGGGAAUAACAAUCAACUCACUGUCAGUUCCAUGAACCAACUCACUGUCAAUUCUAUCAAUAGUAUGAAUACUUCUUCUAUCUCCGCAGCUCAAUUAGAUGAUUAUAUUCAACGAUUACUUGAAGUGGGAUAUGCUUCCAAGGUGCCAAAACAACUUUGUCUCAAGACCGCCGAAGUCAAUACCAUUUGUCGUGCUGCCAUGGAAAUAUUUCUUAGUCAACCAUCACUCUUAGAAUUAUCUCCUCCCGUCAAAAUAGUGGGUGAUACACAUGGUCAAUAUACUGAUUUGAUAAGAUUGUUCGAAAUGGGUGGCUUCCCUCCUUCAAGUAAUUAUCUCUUUUUGGGUGAUUAUGUGGAUCGAGGCAAGCAAAGUUUGGAAAACUUUUUAUUACUUUUAUGCUUCAAAAUCAAAUGGAAAGAAAAUUUCUUUUUACUUCGUGGCAAUCAUGAAAGUGGCUCCGUCACUCGAGUAUAUGGAUUUUACGAUGAAUGUAAACGACGAUGCAGUGUCAAAGUAUGGAAAUCAUUUGUAGAUGUCUUCAACACAAUGCCUAUUGCAGGACUAGUGGCUGGCAAGAUCUUUUGUGUACAUGGAGGCUUAUCUCCCUCAUUACAUUCUUUGGAUGACAUUCGACGUAUACAACGACCUACUGAUGUACCGGAUUAUGGCUUGCUGAAUGAUCUUUUGUGGUCGGAUCCAUCAGACACAGUAGAUAUAUGGGAAGACAAUGAACGUGGAGUAUCUUAUUGUUUCGGUAAAAAGGUGAUCAAUGAAUUCUUGGCAAAGUUUGAUUUGGAUCUUGUAUGUCGAGCUCAUAUGGUUGUAGAAGAUGGGUAUGAAUUCUUCAAUGACAGGACACUGGUCACCGUCUUCUCGGCUCCAAACUAUUGUGGUGAAUUCGAUAAUUUUGGUGCUAUUAUGAGUGUAUCGACUGAACUCUUAUGCAGUUUUGAAUUAUUGACACCUGCAGAUCAUCCUCUAGCAAAGAAACGUGGUGUGGAUCAAAAAGAUACCAAGACUUGAAAUCAUCAAUCAAACAAACGAUCAAUCUUUUAUACUUUUUUUUUUUUUUUUUUACUAUUGUACUUCAACAUCC
Messenger RNA from Halteromyces radiatus, 1613 nucleotides. Its product is annotated as Metallo-dependent phosphatase-like protein. The transcript is spliced from 4 exons. Gene Ontology annotation, molecular function: protein serine/threonine phosphatase activity. The record is from RefSeq and is a predicted model, not a curated record. NCBI's taxonomy places the organism in Eukaryota, Fungi, Mucoromycota, Mucoromycetes, Mucorales, Cunninghamellaceae. Bases 107 to 1540 code for a protein of 477 amino acids. Gene Ontology annotation, cellular component: cytoplasm; nucleus.